Procambarus clarkii (red swamp crayfish) is the source of this 2616-nucleotide messenger RNA. The record is from RefSeq and is a predicted model, not a curated record. NCBI's taxonomy places the organism in Eukaryota, Metazoa, Arthropoda, Malacostraca, Decapoda, Cambaridae.
GCAGGUCAGUGUUAGCAUGAAGCUGGGACCACUAAGAUGGCGACCAGUAAGAGCCUGGACGAGGUGUUGUGUACAGACGUAGACUCGAGUGCUGGCACUACCAUUGUAGGGUCUCUCGAGACCCAGUUAGCUGCAGCAUCGAAAACCGCAGCAAAUCAACCUGCUAAUGCUAGUGUUAAUGGAGGGAUAACCAGCAACGCCACAGUAGUAGGGGAAGGCAGAACUAACUGCAGUAAAAUAGGGGUCAGAGGCCCGGCGGUGAGCAGUGGUGCAGUGUUUGCGGGGAAGGUAGUGUCUGGCGUGGGCGCUGGGCAGGGGGUGGUGCAGGUGGUGGAGACUGCAGGAGGCGCGGGCGUGGUGCACGGGAACGCGGGUGGUGGCGCCGCCCUCCAGGGGGGUGCUCAGCUCUCCCACAUCACCAAGGGCGCCGCCGCAGCCCUCAAGCCGGUGUAUGGGGUGGCCCCGACGCCCAUGACAGGCGCCCAGGGCACGCAGGUGGUGAACGGGGGCGUGACAGGGGCGGGCACAGGAGCAGCCCCCCAAGUUAGCCUGCAGGCCCAGCUGGCGCUGAAGGGACUGAGCAAAGUGGUGACAGCGGCGGGUCCAGUGGGCCAGACGGCAGUCAUCAUGUCCAAGCCUGGCACAGUGACUGCCGUGCCCUCCGCCGGCACCCCAGGCACCGUGCCCAUGACCCAGGGCAUACAGCAGAUCAUCAGCAUGCGUCCCGGCCAGGCCAUGAAGACGGCCCAGGGCGCCACCAUCGCCCCCAGGAUGAUCCUCAACCAGGCACAGGUCCUGCCUGCAGGGAUGAGGGCUGGACAACCUGGGCAAAUUACCCUGGGUGCGUUACAAGGACUACCUCCUGGUGCACAGGGCCACUUGUUGGUCAAAACUGAGAAUGGCCAGCUCCAGUUGCUACGUGUCAACACUGCUGCGGCCGCACCUGGCCAAAUGCAGGGCAGUGUCACCACCACCACAGCUCUACAGCAAGCUCCUAAUGCUGCGUACAGAUUCCAGCCUCCACAAGCUGGCACGGUCGCGGUGAGGUCCGUGAUGGUGUCGUCGGCAGCCGCACGUCCCGCUACCAUCAUCCUCCAGUCACAAGCCAGUAACACAGCGGCACUCUCGACAGCCACCACCACCACGACCAUAGCCACGCAGGCUGUAACAGCUGGCACCCCCACCUCUAUCACCCAGGGCACUACGGUCACGGGCUCCAUUGUGGCCCCAACGUUGACCACUGCCACUCCUCCUACCACACAUGCCUCUCAGCCUGCUUCAGUUGGCUCUCAAACUAUCUCGGCAGAAUCUGCGAAAACAAAAUGUAAAAACUUCUUGGCCACGUUAUUAAAAUUAGCAAAUGAGCAAAGAGCACCAGUCGCCAGAAAUGUUCGGAACUUAAUUCAGGGUCUUAUUGAUGGCAGAGUGGAGCCAGAAGCAUUUACAGAAGAACUCCAGAAAGACUUAAAUUCCUCCCCACAACCAUGCCUUGUUCCUUUUCUCAAGAAAACUUUACCGUACCUGCGGUUGUCACUAGCACGACAAGAAUUAACCAUCGAUGGCGUGCGGCCGCCACCAUUAUCUGCAGUCACUACCGUUCCUGGUGUUACGACGGUCAUUCCUGCUAUGUCUGUUGCUCGACCAGUUGCUCCCACUACUUCAGGGACUGUAAGAAUGGUUGCCCCUACCACCGUUUCCUCAGCUACUGUUGUACAACGCUCUGUAAAUACAACUCCAGCACCGACGAGAGUAGUCGCUCAACAAGUGCAGCAAGUAAGAGUCCAGGGUGGCAAGACGGUAGUGACCACAGUACGACAAAAUACUGCAGCUGCGACUGCGACCACCAGCACCACAAAUGCCACCGUCAACUCUAUACCUACUGCCACCAAAACCAUAACAGUUAAUAAGGCUCUCCCUACCAAAGAUAAAGACAAGACUAAAGAUAAACUAUACUCAUACAGCAGUUCCUAUUCUUCUAGCGGGGCAGCAGACGAUGACAUCAAUGAUGUGGCUGCAAUGGGUGGAGUUAAUUUGGGGGAGGAAUCACAGAGAAUCCUCGACUCCACGGGGUUUGUUGGCACGCAGAUACGCUCGUGUAAAGACGAGAAUUUCCUCUUAAGUUCUCCGCUAACUGAGAGAAUAAGACAAAUAUGUUCAAAAUACGGUUUGGAUGAUGCACCAAAAGAUGUGGUCGCUCUUGUAUCCCACGCAACGCAGGAGCGCCUCAAAACCAUUGUUGAAAAAUUAGCAGUCAUCUCAGAUCAUAGAUUAGAUAUAAUUAAGGCUGAUAGUCGAUACGAGGUUCGGCAAGAUGUUAAAGGUCAACUCCGUUUCCUAGAGGAGUUAGAUAAGAUGGAGAAGAAGCGUAAGGAUGAAAGAGAACGAGAUAUGCUAAUGCGAGCAGCGAAGUCGAGAAGUAAAUCGGAAGAUCCGGAACAAGCUAAAUUAAAAGCGAAAGCGAAAGAAAUGCAGCGUGUAGAAAUGGAAGAGAUGCGACAGAGAGAUGCCAAUAGAACGGCUCUGAAUGCAUUACAAGGGCCUAAGAAAAAACCUAAACUUGAUCUCUCAAUGGUUGAUGAUGGUGCAACUUUUAGUGGAACGUUCACUCAAAAAUCG